This is a messenger RNA of Xiphophorus hellerii (green swordtail), 3106 nucleotides long. Its product is annotated as zinc finger protein 668. Gene Ontology annotation, cellular component: nucleus. Bases 301 to 2487 code for a protein of 728 amino acids. Gene Ontology annotation, biological process: regulation of transcription by RNA polymerase II. The record is from RefSeq and is a predicted model, not a curated record. Gene Ontology annotation, molecular function: DNA-binding transcription factor activity, RNA polymerase II-specific; RNA polymerase II transcription regulatory region sequence-specific DNA binding. Lineage: Eukaryota; Metazoa; Chordata; Actinopteri; Cyprinodontiformes; Poeciliidae. The transcript has 4 exons.
CUGCCGCUGCUUCGUGCGUUUGCCUUUGUUGUCCUGGUCGCCGUUUACCAUGGAAGCAGGUGAGAGCAUUCGGCGGACUGUUUAGUUGCUAUCGCUCUGCUUCCACGCCGUGGUGGCUACUUGUCUCGUUUUAUGUGGGUUUUUUUUUCUUCUGCGCACAAUAUGUGUUCAUUUUGGUUUGAAGAGCGCAAACAUCGCAUGUAAAGGCUGUGAGCGUACGCCGUACCACCACCAUCAUCAUUCCUGCCAGGUGAGCCAGCGAACCAGUAAGGGAGUAAUCAAACGCUCCUCCUGCCAGCAAUGUCCACCGACUCCACCCGUGAUAUCCUGCUGGCAGAUCCGGGAUUCCUGGAUGUCCCGCCUGAGAGAGAGUCUCCAUCAGGACGAAACCGGUCGGAAAAGCCUCUCCCACACUCUGCCGCCUCCAUGGGAGACGUAAAGCAGAGGAGGCGGCUCAGAAGCGGACAAGAAGCAGUCAACGGGGCUGCUGCUCCUCCUGCGGGAUCCACUAAAAGCGAUCGUUCGACGGAGGCCCCUCAGCUGGGGGCUGAGCCGGGGAAAGACGGACAAAAAGACCCCCAGGUGGAGAACGUAGAGGCUCGGCAGGAGGUGGAGGACGACUCGGACGACAGUGAUGUGUCCGAGGUAUUUGAGGAAGAGGAGUUCGAUGAGGAAGAAGAUGAGGAGGACGAGGAGGAGCUAAGCAACGAGCAGAGUAUCUCUGGUGACCACCGCUGCAGCGUCUGCGGCCUCCAGCUGCCCUCCAAGUUUAAACUCCAGGACCACAUGAACCUGCACACGGGAGCGCGUCCAUACUGCUGCGCCGAGUGCGGCAAGCGCUUCUGUCAGAUCUACAACUACCGGCUCCACCUGCGCACGCACGCCAAGGCCAAACUGGAGCGCCACUGGUGUCGCAUCUGUCUGACUGGCUUCUCCUCGCAGGAAGACCUGAAGCGGCACCUGUCCAGAACGCACUUCGAGGAGCAGUUCUACGAGUGCGACCUAUGCAAGCGCGUGUUUGCCUCGCUGAAGGAGUGCGAGAACCACGUCCAGCUGCACAAGUGUAUGGUCAACAUCGUAUGCGAGAAGUGCGGCCGCAGCUUCCGCACCGAGAAGUCUCUGGCACGGCACAAGAAGAAGAGGUGCCUUCACAGCUUUAAGUGCACGGACUGCGGGGAGACGUUCGCCAAGAAGAACGCUCUGCUGAAGCACAGCUUCUCGCACCUCGGCUUGCUGCCGUACACGUGCAUACGGUGCCGCUGCCACUUCCGGCUGGCCAAGUUGUACCGGCAACACAAGUGCGAGCCUGAGCGCAUCCACUGUGUGGCGUGCCUGCGAGAGUUUCCCAGUCAGGAGGACUUCCAGCGGCACAAAAAGGACACUGGCUGCUGGGGGAAUCAGGAGCCCAACCAGAAAACAGACGAGAUCCGCUGUCUGGAGUGCGGCCAGAGGUUUGACACCUCGGACGAGCUGAAGAAGCACGCCGGCGCUCACCAGAGGGUGCUGAAGUGCGCGGAGUGCGGGAAGGGCUUUCGUUCGGCCUUGCUGUUGAUGUCCCACAUGGGCGGUCACGCCGGGCAGUCACCCUGCUUCUGUCAGAGCUGCGGGCUGGGCUUCCCUCACCAGCAAAACUACGACAUCCACCUCAAGACCUGCGGAAAGACUCCUCCAUCUGCAAGCGUUCCUAAGAAACGUCAUACCUCGAAGAGCUCGCUUCCUGGGAAAAAAGUUCUAAAGAAAGGCACAAAACCAACCUCUGCAUCCAACAUAGCCCCCGGUUCUAACGCUGCCUCAAACAGUGCUGCUGCGCCAGCGAAGGAUCCCAGCAGUCCGAGGCUGCUCAGGACUGAGGCCGCGUCCUCUGACUCAGAGGGAUUGUGGACACUAACUCUCGAUGAGAAGCCGCCUCCCAGUAUGAACCUGGUCGUGUUUCUCCCCGUCUGUCCGAGUCAAACUGACGGGCUGCCAUCCGGGGUCCCACAGACACUACCAGUCGCCGCCGUUCAGGCCCUGCCUCAGGAGUCGCCGUCGUCACUGUCGAGCAACGAACUGCUGGGAGUGACCGCUGCUGUCGGAGCGUCGCUCAACCCCUGCCUGGAGUUGGUCACAGGCUUCCUGGGGCAGGAAACAGAAACGCCUUUGGAUUUGUCCAAAAAGCUAAGCAUGCUUAAAGACACCCCUUUUGUUUCAGUCAAGAGCGAGCCGAGCGAGUACGAAAUCUCAGCGCAGGCUAACGAUUCAGAAAAGCGAGGGAAAAGACACGAAACAGAGGGGCAGCUGGACACGUGCGGCGGGGCGAAGAGAUGCAAGCUGGAGCCCGCGGUCGACUCUCCUCUCGGUGCUUACACAGCAUCACCACUUCCUGGAGUGGAGGUGAAGAAAGCUUCUCUCUCUCCUGGUCCCGGUGUUGAUGUGUGGUCCUCCACAUGCAGCCAGCUGAUAGACUGUAAACUAGAGAAAAACAUCAAAAUGGAAAUGGACAUUUAAAAGCUCAGCCUGUGCUGAUGCAUCAGAGGAAAAAAAAAUAAAACUCACCCUGCAAAGAAAAUGCAUCGUAUUUUGCAAUAAUUUUAGACAGGAAUUAUAAAUGGCACUUAUAUUGUAUUCCCAGUAGUAAUAAUGUGUGCACUUGAAAUAUUACACGAAGCAGGAAAUAUGAUAUCUAUCAUGCAGAUUUAUUAUAACGACACGUCUCAUUUCUUAUUAUGAUUCCUUCAGUUUGUUGGGACUUUGAACAGAAAUCUGGCAAUAAAUGGAAAAAAAACUAACGGUGCCUGUUUUCUGUUUAGAGUCAACAAGAUAUUCCACUGAUGUGCAACUUUCUGUUUGAAUGUGUAUUCUGGAUGAGGUGUGUGGAGAGAAUGCAGAGUUAUGUUGAAUGUCUGACGGCCCCUGAAAACCUUGAUUCUUUUACUGUGUGGGAAAUCAACAUUUUCCAGUGUUUGUGUGUACUUUUAUUUUAUUUUUUACUGCAAACAUUUCAGUAUUUAAAAUGUUACAAAUGGUACUGGUAUUUGGCCAACUUGGGAUUUACAUUCACUGUGUUAUGUAUAAUUCAGUUAUACUGUUUUUCAAAGGCGAAUAAAUAUUUGUUUUUUAAGCGAGA